GUAACUUUACAAUGUAAACGGUGUUGUGUUUACAUUUGUGAAAAUUGUAGGUGUCAAACGUAUUAAAUUGGAAAUACUUUUUUUUUUUGAAAGUUUAUAUAGCGAUAAACAUGACCGACUGAGCAGGUUUAAAGUUCAUAGUAUACGUGACAUUUAAAAUGGGUUGACUUUUCAGAAAUAAUCACUGUUGGCGAUUAAGAGAAAGCAGACUACAUUGGACGAGCACCAGUCAUUUCAUUUGACUCCCACAGUGUUAGGACCCUUGUGAAUGGAAGCGUGUGAUGGAUCUUCACUUGGAUGGCUUCCUUGCACAGGGCAUUGUAGCCCCAGACACCAUGGUGGACGAGUAUCAAUGUGAAAUAAUAGCCGGUCGCAACCUGGGGCUAGGAAGCCAACCCCCGGAAGAGGAAGCCAGAACUGAUGAAACAGGCUCCCCCCUCCCUGAAACUUCACCCCCAGCAGCAGAGGAGAGCUCUGCACGCAGCUUGCGCAAUAACCUGUGUAACCCGGCCGGGGAUGCAGAAGAAUCAGACUCCUUCAGUCUCAUUGAGCCCCCUCCUUUGGACUGGAGUGAGUCUGGAAGCCUGGAUUCCUCCACUGACAGUGUGGGCUGCUCUGUCCUUGAGGCAGACAGGGGUGGCAUCUCCCUUAAGGCUGAAAUGGAUUUACUGCCAGAUCAAUUUAGCCAGCUGGAGCCACUCCCGGACCUUGGGUUGGACCUGUCUGGCACUGUGGCCACAGAUCUCCACAGAGGCGGAUUACAGCAGAGCAAUGAUGAACAAGAGGACAGGUUGGCAGGCUGUGAAGAGGAAUUGGAUACUAGUGGGGAUUAUAAGCUAGAAGAUGAAGACCACAGCCAGAUCCAGGUGCUUCUAGCCAGGCUCCAAACAUACAGCCAGCCCCCAGCGACUCGUUCCCUCUCCCACUUCCCCAGCGUGGGGGAACGGGUCGACUCUGCUGUAGAGGACUUGGUUUCAAGCGUAGCGCUGAGCGGGAGGCUUGAAGCAAGAGACUGCAAUCCACAGAGAGACAGGAACAGCGGGCUGCUCUUCUCUGAGGCAAACCAGAGAGACCUGUUGAACCUCUUGGAUGAUGGUGGGCUGGAGGAGGAGAGAGUGGCGAGAGAGGAGCGAGCCCCUCCUCCAGCACAGUACAAGGCACAGGGCAGCGAGGUGGACUCUGUGGUGAGCAUCACUUAUGGCGAGGCGGAUGGGGGAUUUGGAGAGAGGCAUGAAAAGAACUCUCUUGGGCAUGGCCAACCGGCUGGAGCAGAGGUCAGCAUGUACCCCUGCAGCCCUGAGGAACUGCUGGAGCCAGUUUGGAUGAAAACGGGCAACUCCUCGAUGCCAGAGGAAGAGCAGCAGCAGCAGCAAGCACAGGCUGAGGAGACUAGUAGCAAGAACUGUCCAGCUUACAAGGAAGUGCCUGGUCCCUGUGACCCAGAGGAUCUGCUGGAUGGAGUGAUCUUUGGGGCAAAAUAUCUGGGCUCCACCCGACUCCUCUCCGUUAAGAACCCCUCUACCAGCACCCGCAUGGCACAGGCUCAGGAAGCCGUUGACAUGAUUAAGGCUCCUGAGGGAGAGUCCCAGCCGAUGACAGAGGUGGAUCUCUUCAUUUCCACCAAGAGGAUCAAGGUGCUCAGCGCGGAUACGCAGGAGGCCAUGAUGGACCACUCUUUGCAGUCGAUCUCUUACAUUGCCGAUAUCGGCAGCAUCCUGGUCCUGAUGGCUCGCAGGAAGCUGCCAGGCCGGCGCGCUGCAGAGGGAGAUGGGGAGAGGGAAGCAUCCUGCUCACCAGCCCAGAAGAAGUGCUGCAUGAUCUGCCACGCGUUCCACUCCGAGGACGCUCAGCUCAUGGCUCAGGCAAUUGGCCAGGCGUUCAGCGUUGCCUAUCAGCAGUUCCUGCAGGUGAACGGCAUCAAGCCCAGCGAGCUGCAGCCUAGCGAGUACAGCGACUACCUGGGGACUCAGGAGCUCUACAACGGGGACCUGGUGCACUUCUCCCGCUCUGAGAACAUCCGCCAGGUGUGCAUUGAGAAAACUCGUGGGGAGAUCCUAGGCCUGGCCAUCGUGGAGUCUGGGUGGGGUUCCAUACUGCCCACAGUGGUAGUAGCUAACCUCCUCCACGGGGGGGCAGCAGAGCGCUGUGGGGAGCUCAGUAUCGGGGACCGAGUUAUGUCUGUCAACGGCACUAGCCUGGUGGGGCUGCCCAUCACCACCUGCCAGAGCAUCAUCAGGGAUCUGAAGAACCAGACAGAGGUGAAGCUCAGCAUUGUGCACUGCCCCCCUGUUACCAUGGCGAUCAUCAAACGGCCGGACCCCAAGUACCAAUUGGGUUUCAGUGUCGAGGAUGGAAUUAUCUGCAGUCUGAUGCGGGGUGGCAUUGCGGAGCGAGGCGGGAUUCGUGUGGGGCAUCGCAUUAUUGAGAUCAACGAGCAGAGCGUGGUUGCCACACCGCACGAGAAAAUCAUCCAUAUCCUGACCCAUGCUGUGGGAGAGAUCCACUUGAAGACCAUGCCAGCCUCUACCUACCGCCUCCUCACAGGUCAGGAGCAGCCUCUGUUUCUGUGAAGGCCCCCAGAAGCUGAUGCAGGCGUAGGGAGCAACACAGCCCAGAGGGAAGAGCCCAACACUGGCAUGAAUUCUCACCUAUGUCCCCUGCACAUUCAAGCAGGGUACUCCAUUGUGCCUUCUGCUGUAACCUCAUCACGUUAAGUGCUGGCUGUUAGGCUGCGGGAUAUUGCAUGGGAAUAUCCUCAUUUAUUUCAUGCACUGAACUUGUCUUUGCAUCUUUUUUUUCUGUCUAUUCCUCCAAAGGCACCAGACUGUGAACCUGCCAGCAGUACUUGUUGAGAGAUGUAUGGAGCUCAUCCAUGCUGUAGUAUUGCACUCUCUUCAUGCUAUUAAAGGAAU
Molecule: messenger RNA, 2912 nt
Organism: Polyodon spathula (Mississippi paddlefish)
Lineage: Eukaryota; Metazoa; Chordata; Actinopteri; Acipenseriformes; Polyodontidae
Product: amyloid-beta A4 precursor protein-binding family A member 3-like
Exons: 11
Coding region: 282-2570 (762 amino acids)
Biological process (GO): chemical synaptic transmission
Cellular component (GO): cytoplasm; plasma membrane; dendritic spine
Molecular function (GO): amyloid-beta binding; protein binding
Source: RefSeq, a predicted model, not a curated record